AUGCCUAUGCCACCAAAAAAGAAGAAAGAAAGAGCAUGUAUACCGGAACCCUUACCUCCAUGUCCUCCGCCUCCAGACAUCUGUCUUGAAUCAGGUCUGACUCCAGCCGAAAAAGCUGUUUGUUACGAAAAGGAAAGAUGGAAAUCACCAGUAUCGCGGGCAGUAAAAAAGUUUCAUAGCUUCACAAAGCCACCCAUUGAGAAAUGUAGAAUAAAAGAGAAGGUGGUAGAAGAAGAAGAUGAUCCAUGCUCAUCAAAAGAUGACGUCGAUGAUACACCACAAGAAGAAGAAGAUUAG
Molecule: messenger RNA, 297 nt
Organism: Arctia plantaginis
Lineage: Eukaryota; Metazoa; Arthropoda; Insecta; Lepidoptera; Erebidae
Source: the annotation of a GenBank genome assembly